AUGGUGAAUGUGAUCAUCCAGUAUACAGAUAUCUGGAGUUUUGAUAUGGUGACCUGGCAUUUUGUUGCUGCAAAUACUCUAAUUAGUGGCCGGGACCCCGAAACCAAUAAACACCAUGAUAGGCAGUUUAUUGCAGAACUAGGGGCCGUACAGCCAUGCAGGCCCGCCACCACCUGGGCUUAUGCACCGGAGCAGAGUGUGUCCAAUAUUCUGGGACAAAAGUGCAAGCAUGUGAAGCAUUUUAAGGAGCACUGGUUCGAAGAGGAGGAGGAUGAGCAAGGGCCCAGCUCUCAGGGAGAUAUUUUCCUGAAGGUUGGGAAACCUCAAAAUGCUUAG
Molecule: messenger RNA, 336 nt
Organism: Histoplasma capsulatum G186AR
Lineage: Eukaryota; Fungi; Ascomycota; Eurotiomycetes; Onygenales; Ajellomycetaceae
Exons: 4
Coding region: 1-336 (111 amino acids)
Source: RefSeq, a predicted model, not a curated record